Molecule: messenger RNA, 1720 nt
Organism: Cynara cardunculus var. scolymus (artichoke)
Lineage: Eukaryota; Viridiplantae; Streptophyta; Magnoliopsida; Asterales; Asteraceae
Exons: 9
Coding region: 1-1344 (447 amino acids)
Biological process (GO): interstrand cross-link repair
Cellular component (GO): Fanconi anaemia nuclear complex
Source: RefSeq, a predicted model, not a curated record
AUGGGUGGGUGGUGCCACCCAGAGAUAUCACUGCAAGAAUUAUUGAAACUGAUCAAAGGGUUUGUUGAUAUCAUCAUCUUAGCUUCUGGCUAUCAAUCAUCUGGUCAUUUUGCUCAUUGGGAUCCGCUAAACAUUAAAAAAGCUUUCCAAUGGGGUCUUUUCUUCGAGAAUGUGUUCAUAAGCAUGGACGGAAACCAAGACUCCAUAAAUGAAUUUGAUGCAGCCUUAUCCAAACUGACGUCUGAUCCUCAAUUUCCACAGGGUCUUACACGUAUAUCAUCUGCUACUCUUAGUAAAUCAAGAAUUUUUAUAGUAGAACAUCUGAUUCGCACUCUACCAAUGAGGGAUACACAUCUCAAAGCCGUUUUAAAAGCAACCAUCGAAAUGGAUCUUGAUGAACUUCAGAGAACAGAAACCAACUACGUGGAUAUAUAUCUUGAAAAGUUGACGCUGCAAAAAAGGAGUCAAGUUUCUAUCGAGGAGGGUUUGAUGGACUUUUUGCCCUUUUCUUGUUUUGAUGACAUUUUACAUCAAAAGGCUAAAAACAGCACGGAAAUCAAGUUGACAGCAUUUGCUAUUCGGGGAAUUAUGAAAAGGCAACGUGCAGUUUCAUGCGCUUCAAUGAUGGAGACAAGUGUGGAUGUUGUUGCUAAGAUCACAACACAAGGAAACUGGAAUGAGCUUCACGAAGACUUGCUUCAAGUACAACAAAAUCAUUCAACAGUUUCUUUGUGGAAUAAUUGGCGAACGAGAACCCUUUCAUAUCUACUUGAUAAGCGAACUAUUAGAUUGGUUUCAGGUGCCAACAUGAUUUUUUCUGCUCCUAAGGUUCAGUGGGCACGGGUUUUCAAACAGCUAGAUAUGUCAAAAGAAGCCAAUGAAAACGCAUGUGAGACAAUUGAACUCUUGCUGUUAGGAAGUAUUUCAAGCCGAUGGGAUCGUGUUAUUCAAAAGUUCAUGUCGAAUUCACAUGGAUCUAUUAGCAUCUUCACGUUAUAUGAAGGAGUGCACAACUUAAUCUUGGAAAGAUUUCAAAAGGUCGAAUUUAUGGAGGAAACGAAGAACUCAAAGGAACAAGAUAUCGUUGAGUAUCUUGAAGUUAAAUUAAGCAAUCAAAUUCAUCGGUUGUGGGAACUCUCACCUGCACUUACAGCAGCGGCACUUCCUCCAUGGUCACGUUUAUUCGAAGUAUAUUCAAGUGAAUUGUUGAGUCGGUUCAAAGGAAAAACUACGAAGAUCAGAUGCUGCAGUUGUAUUGAUGAUAACAAGGAACACACAGAAUGUGAAGUUGCUGAGAGGAUUUGGUGCCUCUACAUCUUUCAUGUAUUAAAAAUCCAAUCUUGAUGUACCUUUGGAUUUCAAGAAACAGUUUCUAUUUUUAUUUUGGGUCUUUCACUUUGAUGGUAUAAUUAAUGACAUAGGUGUGAUGUGGGUCCCAAAGAUCUCAAUCUUUACGGUAGAAAUCAGGUCUGCAUACAUCAUAUCCUCAACCCUACUUUCAAGUGGGAUACACCAGGCUCGUUUGAUUUAUCUUGAUCUUUAGGAGUUUAGAGUAAAGAUGUUUGUGUUCAGAUUGAUUGGUUUCUUCGAUGAAUUCGACACAGGCAUGGUGCAACGUUGAGAAUCGAAAUCAAAGCACUUGAUCGGUCCCAAAAUAAUUUUUUGUAGAUAGGGUAAAUUAUAUUAUGUAUACUAUGUAUUAAUUUUUAUAAGGUGAACA